This is a messenger RNA of Lithohypha guttulata, 1188 nucleotides long. RefSeq lists its product as uncharacterized. Gene Ontology annotation, cellular component: cytosol; cytoplasm. Gene Ontology annotation, biological process: secondary metabolic process. NCBI's taxonomy places the organism in Eukaryota, Fungi, Ascomycota, Eurotiomycetes, Chaetothyriales, Trichomeriaceae. The coding region runs from base 1 to 1188 and encodes 395 amino acids. The transcript has a single exon. The record is from RefSeq and is a predicted model, not a curated record. Gene Ontology annotation, molecular function: carboxy-lyase activity; hydrolase activity.
AUGGGAGUACAUCACAAGCUCUCCGCUGAACAGCCUUCGACUUCGGAAUUUCAACCAACGUCAACAAUCGUAGAUAUACACACUCACACCUACCCACCAUCAUACAUCGACCUUCUAGCAUCCAGAGAUACAGUACCAUAUAUCCAUCGACCAUCAGAUGGGUCUGACCCACGCCUCAUCAUCCUGUCGUCUGAUGACGACCCUUCCAAACCUGUAGAGAAACGUGGCCGGCCCGUGGACGUAUCAUAUUCCUCGUGGGACGAGAAGCUCAAGUUUAUGAGGCAGCAUAACAUUUCAACAUCAGUGGUCUCGCUAGCAAAUCCAUGGCUGGAUUUCCUCCCGUCACAUACAGCUCUAGGAACGGCACAACAGAUCAAUAACGAGCUUAACACAGCAUGCGAGAGUCAGAAUGCAAAGCAAGAUUCGACGCAACGCUUGUAUGCAUUUGCAUCCCUUCCACUCUCUGCCAAGCCAGAUGAAAUUGUCUCGGAGAUUCAGCGUCUUAGCUCUCUCAAGUAUAUCAAAGGUAUUAUCUUAGGCACGUCGGGCCUUGGCUCCGGCCUUGAUGAUCCAGCCAUGGAUCCGUUAUGGUCAGCUCUCGAAGAAACGUCGAUCAUGAUCUUCCUGCAUCCUCAUUAUGGCCUGCCCGAUGCCGCGUUUGGCGGUCCGGAUGUCAUCGGACGCUCAGGACAUGUUCUGCCUCUUGCUCUAGGAUUUCCACUAGAGACCACAAUAGCAGUGACCCGCAUGUAUCUCUCAGGCGUCUUCGACAAUUUUCCCAAACUCAUGAUGCUGCUUGCACAUAGUGGUGGUGCGCUUCCAUUCCUCGCAGGUCGGAUACAGAGCUGUGUCGAGCAUGAACGCGAGUUCGUGGCGAACGGAGGCAGCAAGCAGGGACCGAAGAGGGAUGUGUGGGAUGUGCUGAGGACGAACAUCUGGCUUGAUGCUGUGAUAUACGGCAAAGCUGGGCUAAAAGGGGCGAUUGAAGCUGCGGGACCGAAUGGAAUCGAUAGGUUGAUGUUCGGAACUGAUCAUCCUUUCUUUCCGCCGUUGAGGGAGGAAGUGGAUGGUAAGUGGACGAGUGUGCAGAGCAAUCUGGCCGCCAUUGGUGGCAUUGGUGUUAGUCAGGAAUCUGUACAGAAGAUUCUCAGUAGAAAUGCUGCGAGAGUUUUGAACCUUGAGCUGUGA